Messenger RNA from Colletotrichum costaricense, 5061 nucleotides. RefSeq lists its product as uncharacterized. The record is from RefSeq and is a predicted model, not a curated record. The transcript has 6 exons. Bases 1 to 5061 code for a protein of 1686 amino acids. NCBI's taxonomy places the organism in Eukaryota, Fungi, Ascomycota, Sordariomycetes, Glomerellales, Glomerellaceae.
AUGAGUGUUAGCCGCCUCCAAGCUGCGUUGGCCAGCGCCACAAAUGAGGUCACCGUUGCAGCCACAAACAUUAACUUCGACUUUACGCUUGUCAAGUAUGAAGCUCCAAAAGAGUACCAGCCUCUUGGUGCACUCCUUUCUCCUAAACGCAAGGAAAAUGCAGAAUUUGGACCUUCACACUGUACAGCACGCCGGCUGGCGUCCUUGUUCCAGGAUGUCUGCCCGGAAACGCCCAAUUUGAUCAGAGCCUAUGGGAAGCGGGUGUCGGAGAUCUCAACGAGGGCGACCAAGAGACAGUCGACCAAGUUUGCUAAUUCCAUGUUCGAGUCGUACGCUGGUGUAGACGCGACAUCCAUCUGGGCUGCUGCCACAUCGUCGGAUCCUGCUGCGGCCGACAGGGGCGCAUUGCACAUCCACCUGCUGGCUAGCAUGCUCGCCAAGAUGUGGCCGGCACCCGAAGCCGUGUCGAUUUGGUUCGAGCUCAUCUCCGAGAGGCAACGGAUGAUAAGCGAACAGCUGGAAAGAGGUGACGCCUUGCCGUUCCCGCUUGCGGCGGCAGCGGCACAACGUCAGAUACAGCGCUCUCAGCUCGCCGAAGACCAGAGCAAGGCCUCGAUGGUCUACCUGAGUGUGACCCAAGCAUGGUGCAGGGCAUUGAUGGUAAUGGAAAGGCUUGUGUCCGGCGUCGCCCAGGAGGUCCACGAUGGGGCGGCUCUCGUUGGCCUCUCGGCCUGGCACAUCUAUCCGGAUAUUCAUGUCUUUGGAUCGAAAUCUGUCAAGGUAUCUAUGCAAGACCCGUUGGUCCAAGCCGGCGGCAUAGUGACGUUAGGCUGCGGGCCUUCGGCAAGACCAUUGUCACAAGGCGUCACCUGGUCGCUGUCACUCAAACAUCUCCGGUAUUAUGGACGGCCAGUAGAGAGUCAGAGUGCGACCGGUACCCAUCGAUCUCAUUUAUCAUUCGAUGAGCUGAUGCUGGCCAUGCUCGGUUGCGUUGUCCGCGAAUGGGGUCUCUCAUGGAACAGCAUCCCUUCCACAGCCAAAAUAUUUUCCAAGUUGGUCCUGCACCUGGAAAGCCGUGAACAAAAAAAACUGGUGGACCAUCAUAUCCUAUAUGGCUUGAGACUACUUGCAAGGGUUGCCGACGCUUACAUUGAAGAUGCGAGCACCUACGCGCCCUUUGUAAACCUUGGCAUCAACAGGCCGCAAUUUCUGCCUGCCACAUCCCGGAAUGUCCCCACGAGGCCUUUCUUCAGUUUGCUGGAAGAGAAGCCCUUUUUGGAUGGACUUAAAGACGAUGAGGCUAGGAUCAUGUUUCUAAGACGCCUGGCAUCGCGGUACUUGUCCCAGCAUCCGCAGGCAACCAGUUGCGUGAUUCGGUAUGCCACUACGCCAUCGAAGACCUCCUGGGCGUCCGUCUUCCCAAGCUCUAUCACUACCCACAACCGCGCAACCUCGCCCAGCAGUGCCCAGUCCCAUCAUCGGUGGAAUGCGAAUCGCACCUUGGAGAAUGACAAGGAGAUCCAUCACCGCACGACAAAACGGAGCCCAGCUCCGUUCUCCUUCAAGGAAGGUUUUGUUUACAACCACCAACACGGCACGCCCAUCCCCAUGUCGCCAUGGUUCGGUAACGCACACGGGACGGCUCUUUAUCAGCCGUGCGAUCUAGCUAGACCUGCUAUGCCUCCGGCGCAAGUAGAACAGGAAGAUCUGCUCUGGGCUCUCGAGUUUGACCUGAUGGCGGACAUCCAAAUUCCUGAAGACAUAGUGUCGUUUACCCUAAGUCUCUUAGCAUACGCCCACGCAAUGGUGCUAGGGAGGCUUGAGGGACCGAUUAUCCGGCUCAAGACUCUGUUGAAGCCACUCACGGAAGCCAAAUGGGCCAAGAAAGCCACUAUCGACUUAGACAAUAUAAGUGCAAGAAGCUUGGCCCCAACAAUAUCUAAAACUCAUCCUAAAUCUUUCAGUAUCCUUUCAUAUUUCGUAUCGGAUUGCGACGUGCGGCCGACCGAUAUCCAGGAAAACGUUUGUGGCGUCUCUUUUGGAGACUCUAUAUUUGUCCCGGAAAACUUGACCCGCGAUCCGUUUGAGGCUUCCGACGAGCAGGCCAUCGUGCGAAUUUUGGGAAAUAUAGGCCUUCCGGGCUUCGUCAUGUUCUCUUCCGUCAUGGAACCAAUGGUGUCAGAGGUCGGCGAGUCGUCCUGGAAGGUAAUUAACCAAAACCUCUUCAACGGCAGGCCCGAGAAUGCGUUUGGCUCGACGUCAAUGCACCUAUCCUUCACCAACUGGGAGAGGUCUAUUGAGGAGCCGAUGUCCGGAGGUCUACAGGAUACGCAAUUCGUGAAAAUGGAGUCCGUUGUCUCCAUCCGAGAGGCCGGGUGCUGGGUCGGCGACGUUGACGUCGUCCGCUCGCUCCGUAACGAGUGCGUGAGCAAGCUUCGCCCGCAGCCGUCCUGCACCCACGAUAUAGAUGGGCUCUACGGAGCGCAUAUGACGUCGAUUGAAUCCUGGGAUGAGCUGAGGAAUUGCAACUCAGGGAACGUGGUGAUCAGAGCACACGGGGAUUGGGUAGCACGGCUCGCCUGCAUAGCUUUUCUAUCGCAGGGUAUCCAGCGGGGUGACUUCAGGUUUGAGAGUGUCAUCGUCUGCCCCCAGCAAAGAGCAGCAGUGCUUGAGCAGCACGGUAAGCCUCUCGUUAUUGUCGAAGAUAGACCCAUCCCAGAAGCCAUUCCAGGCAGUAUCAUCGUCAAAGUCCUCGCUGCACCACUAUCGCGCUACAUCCGAACCACAUUCGACGGCACGAUCCUUGCCCCCCCUCCUCGAUCCGCCCUUUGUCCCGUGCCCAAGAACUCUCGGUUUCGCGACGGUGCUCUUCAGCAAUAUCAGCGCGUUCCGCUCGAAAACGUCUAUCGUAUAGAUGAGAAACUCAUCAGAGAGUUAGGCGUCGACCUGAUCAACCUCGUCUCCAUCAGCACGUUUUCUCCAGCUGCCGGAGCUAUCUUUGAGUCAGCGAAGCUCAAGGUCUGCGAUACAAUCAUCAUUGGGCCAUCGGGUGGAUCGUUUGGUGGAAGCGCGAUUGAGUUGGCCUUGGUGGUUGGAGCAAACGUCGUUGCCCUUGGACGAAACGCAGAGCUGCUACAAGCCAUGAAGCAGAUUUUGAAGUCUUCUCGGCUUAGUACUGCUCUCAUGACGGGCGACGUCGAUGUAGAUGCCGCUGCCAUUCUCGCGGCCACACCUUGUGGUGGAGGGGCGGACGUUCUCAACGAUUGGUCUCCCGGCGGCGUCACCGUCGCUCCCUUUCUUCCAUCGGCUAUUCGCGCGCUCAAACCAGGCGGGCGGAUCGUAGUUAGCGGUGGAUCUUUCGGCUUCUUGGAGGUUCCGUACAUUUCAAUGGUGUUCAACAGAUUGUCAGUCGAAGGAUACACAGCCCUCUCCUACGUCUGGGGCAGUCCCUCUGACACCCUCGCCAUCUACGUCGACAACCACGUCUUUCAUGCCACAAGGAACCUUCACUCCGCCCUCCAGCACAUUCGCCUCUUCCUGAAGCCAUCUCAGAUCAUCCCGCUAUGGAUCGAUGCCAUAUCGAUAAAUCAGGCAGAUACCGUAGAACGAAGCCAGCAGGUCUCGCAUAUGCGGGAGAUUUAUACUUCAGCAGACUUAGUUUUGACCUGGCUCGGUCCAGAUCUCGCCCUGGGGCUAAUGUACCUCCGCGAACUAGGCGACCACGCACUCACCGUCUCUCGAAAUCGCAAAGAGGCUCCAAAAUUUCUUCCCAUCCAUGUCAAAGACCGGCAUACGACCAUCCGGGAGACUGUCAGAGUCUUUCAGUCAACCUACUGGAACCGAGUCUGGACGGUACAGGAGUACACCGCUCCCACUGACUUCGGGGUCUUCCUCUCCGGUACGGCGUGGGUAGAUCGUACUGCCUUCUUACCCGCCACCAUGAUCUACACGCAAGUGUUGCACUGGCUUAGAGAUGGCUUACGAAGACGGGGUGCAGAUGCUUCGUUUGUGGACGCGACACUUCCGAGGGUGAAGAAAGUUGUUCAUGAUCUCAAGAUGAGCUAUGCGCGGAUGCCGGCUUCCAAUGACACUGCUCGAGCACCCGAUGAGAUGAAAGCCUCAUCCAAAGUUGAUGAGAUCCAUCAGGUUGAAUCAAGGCAUGGAGAAAUCUCAACCGUCCGCAGAUUCAACCUCAUAAGCCUCCUCUUACGAUUCCGCGAUCUUCAGGCAACGGACCCGCGAGACCGCAUCUAUGCGCCCCUGAACCUCCUCGAUCAAAGCCCCACCGAGGGCGCCGUUGUCCCUGUUGACUACUCCCUCACUGUCCAGCAGCUCUACACCUCCGUCGCUAAAUGCCUUUUAGAAGACGAAGACUACUGGCCUCUAAGCAUCCUCGAAAUCUGCCGCUUCGGGUCAUCGGACUUACCGUCGUGGGUGCCAGACUGGCAAGUCCUUCCAAGAAAGGUACUCUCAAGGGACGUCACCACAGGGGAGCAAGUUGUCUGCGCGAGUAAAGGAUACCCCGCUGACAUAAGGCCUUGGAAGGUGCUGGACAAGACUCGGUUGCAAAUAUCAACUAUAAAGGUUGAUAUCGUGGCGAAAGUAUGGGACGCAUUUGACGCACUGAGUGUGCCUCGAACAAAGUCCUAUCCAACGUACACCCUGAAGAACCCCGGGGAAAAAUACGCUAUCGGAGAACAAACAGUAUUAGAAGCCUUUCACGGACUAGCAAGUAUCGAACCGAGAUCUGAAGAUGGUGAAGAGGUGGGAAUAUAUCGCCAAGAGGACUGGCAUCGCAACCCAGGCAUGAUGAGCCGGUUCAAUCGCCGCCGGUUAACCCGUACUGAACGCGGGUUCGUCGGUCUGGCACCGGCUGAGGCCGUGCAAGGUGACAAGAUCUGGCUGGUCCCCGGCGCGAACAUGCUGUACAUCUUCAGACCUGUAGCAGACGGUGGAAGUCACGCGCUUAUCGGCGAGGUUUACCUCCAAGGUCUCAUGCACGGAGAGGCACGAGAGUUCCUAGGCGAGGCUGGAAAGCAUACUGUCAUUACACUCGUUUAG